UGGCUGGCCAUGGGCUGUGCUAUGCUAUAAACAACCUCAGUGUCCCACAUUGAAUAACUGCAGAGCGCAUUCAGGAGCUCUGGACACUUUUGUUCUUUAGUAGAAGGAGAAGCUUAAUGUCAACAAUAUGGGGCAUCAGGUGAUAAUAUUUGACUUUUCUGUCAUAAGAGGACUGUGGGAAACUCGAGUUAAGAAGAGCAAAGAACGUCAGAGGAAAGAGAAAGAAAGAUUAGAACAAAGUGCAUUGGAGAAGAUAAAACAGGAAUGGAAUUUGAUACUAGAGUGCCGUAAGAAAGGUAUUCCUCAAUCAAAAUACCUCAAGAAUGGCUUUGUAGACAUCAAUGAGAAGAACCUGGACAUCCAUGGAAAGAAUCCUCAGCUCAAGAAGAGUCAUGCCUUGUCAGAUGGAGCAAAUAAAGAACAGAACAAGUUUAUUUUUCAGCUUUCUGGAGAGCAGUGGACGGAACUUCCAGAUUCUCUGAAAGAACAGGCCUAUCUGAAAGAAUGGCAUGUGUACAAUACAUUGAUACAGACCAUUCCAGCCUACCUUGCACUAUUUCAAGAUCUGAGAGUACUGGAAUUGUCAAAAAAUCAAAUCAACCACCUUCCAGUGGAGAUUGGCUGCUUAAAAAACCUCAAAGUGCUCAAUGUGAGUUUCAAUAAUUUGAAGUCAGUUCCUCCAGAACUGGGUGAUUGUGAGAAUCUAGAAAAACUGGAUUUGUCUGGAAAUAUGGAAAUAACAGAGCUCCCAUUUGAACUAAGUAACCUGAAACAACUCACAUUUGUGGAUGUGUCAGCAAACAAGUUCCAUUCUAUUCCAAUUUGUGUUCUCCGGAUGUCUAAUUUGCAGUGGUUGGAUAUUAGCAGCAACAGCCUGAAAGAUCUCCCAGAAGACAUAGACAGGUUAGAUGAAUUGCAGACCCUCCUCCUACAGAAAAACAAGUUGACUUAUCUUCCACGAGCUCUUGUCAAUAUGCCAAAGCUCAGUUUGCUAGUUGUCAGUGGUGAUGACCUGGUUGAGAUACCCACAGCCAUCUGUGAGUCAACCACAGGUUUAAAAUUUGUAAGUCUCAAGGACAGUCCGGUUGAAACUAUUGUAUGUGAAGACACUGAAGAAAUUAUAGAAAAUGAACGUGAACAUGAGCAAGUUGAGAAAGAGUUUAUGAAAGCAUACCUUGAAGACCUAAGGGAAAGGGAUAUACAAUCUCCUCCACACUUACACCACGCAGCUGCUGCCCUCAAAAUCAAGUCCAAGGAAUACCAAUGCACCUGUGGAAAACCACCUCUCGGUAAAAAAUAUUCUCCUCCUUGCUGUGUGAAGAGAGGUACAGAAAAAAGAUGCAAGGAUAACCAGCCACCCACGCAUCCAACAAACCUGCUGUCGACCUCUCAGGCCACGUUAAGAGAGGGUAAUAGCCACACAAAUGUGGAGGACUAAGAAAAGUACUCUAAGCUUCACCUUAUGCUUUCGCCUCGAUCCCAGCCAAAAAUACCUGAGGGGUUUCAAGAUGCUGUCAUGUUUCUCUGGUGUGUGCCUGUGGUUCAACACUAAGGGAAGUAUAGAUUUUACGUUUAACUUUUUAUUUGUUUUGCAUCACAGUAUGAAGGAAAAAAAAAAUCCAUCUAAAUUUUCAGUUGCUUGCUCCAUCAGAGCUUGCAUGGUAGCAACAUUUAGAGCAACAGGUUUGAUUUCACCACCAAAUGUCACAGCUCAUUAAACAAGAAAAUAGUGCUAUCUCUUGCAGAAAAUGUUAUGAAACUUAUAUGGUAACAAUUUGAUCCUUCUUGUGUAUGUAUUCUCAAAAAAAUAGAGAUGAAGACUGGGAUUUUUGAAGAGUACUUGACACUAGUGAAAUUCUGCUGCUGUUCAGGCAAAUGGCAGAUUUGACACUGUCUUCCACAGAAGAACUGAGAAAGUUCUUGUGAUGAAAAAUUGGUUUAUUUUUCUUUUUAUUUAAGGAGAAGAAAGGAAAUAUAUGUAUUCAAAUAGAAACAUUUUUUGUGAGUACUACCAGUAGUGCAUUUGUAGAAAAGUAUAUUAUUGACAACAGUGGCAAAGUUCUAGGCUGCACAGUCUGGGGAUAUUUUACCUGCCUCUAAAUGUUCUCAUUGACCCCUACAGAGCUCUAUAGCACUUUAUGAAGCACUCAGUGAGGUGUCAGAGGAUGUGGUGCAUCAUCUCAGCAAUUUGCCAUUUCUUUACUGUAUGCCAGAAUUAGUCAGUUGGUUAGAAUAUGACAUUCUACUGUGUUUUGUAAGGAAGCAUCCUCAAUGCCUGUGUAGAUGCCCAUCUGUCUUUUUGGGGAAACCUGCAGAAUUGAAAAGCAACUUUUCCAGCAAAGUAGAAUACAUGAUUUCCUGAGGCUUUGCUUUGUAAUGUUGCACUUCAUAUGUGGAUGGGAUGCACACAGAGGUUUCUGAAUAGAAAUGGUUAGAAAGAGUUUUGAAAGCCAUGGAAACAGUUCUCAGCCAUCAUCAAGAAAAAUGAAUAGUUUAAUAAAAUAUGUGAUAAAAUCAGGUUAAUUUCUAAAUUUUUUAUCUGUUUCCUCUGUGAAGAAUGCUGCUAUCUAUCCCUCUUGAAUAAUAUCCUUCUCCCAAUAAUGUGCAGCCCCAUAAUUAAUAAAGAUAUGUGGAGAAGUAUGGAAAUGUACCUUGGGAACAACUUAACCUUUUGACUAACAAGUGUUGCUAAACUUAUCUAAAGUGCUGCUAACUGAACAUAACCUGUCUGGAAGAUUACUCAUGGAUCAAGGCAAUAAGCAACUUCUGAGCAGUUUGGGCAUGUGAGUUGCUGCCAUAAUGUAAAGUUCUGCACAAAAAUAUCAGUUGGUGUGCUUAGAUGAGUAUGAUGGCCUUGUUUUCAUGUCAGAGUAGUAACACAUUUUUCCACGUCUUCUGGAAAUGAUGUUAUUGUGAUUAUAAACUUGAAAGGAUUCCUGAGACAAGUUCAGAUUUUUGUUUGCAGUAUUGCUUUUGUUGGGAUAGUACAAAACUCAGUAAACCAAAUUUCUAGAAGCAGAAUGGAAAAACAAAAUUUUUCUGAAUUCCUUAAUUUCUUGAGAAAAGGUCUAGAGGGUAUCUUUUGACGUUAGAAUACAGCUUAGCUGGCUUAUCUCACUGAUAAGUUCUCACUUCUGUUAUUUACAGUCUGUUGCUGUUUACUGUCCAGUCAUAAGCUAGCUGAAAACUCACUUUUUUUUUUUUUAAAAAACGCAGCUUCAUUAAAUUUCUUGGCAUUAAUUUUAUCUUUAAGUCUGUACAAGUGAAUGGAUACAGGGCCAAAAUUGUGCUAUACAAGAACAGAAUACUCUUGCUGUGUUUUAAUCUUCAGCAAAGCAUCGUUUGAAUAUUAUAUUUUAUAUAUUUUUUUUUUAAUGUACAGGUUUAUAGGAUUUUUUCUUUUAUUAUUGUAGUAGAAUCGAGACCCAUCUAUUCCAGGCAAAUAAAUCCACCUGAGAAGUCUGUUUUCCAGUGCCAUAUAUGUCUAAACUUUGUGUUUUUAAAAUGUGUCAUAUAUGUGUCUCUAGCUUUAAUCUAAAAUGGUUGAAUCAAGAGAAACUUGACAUUUUUUUCAAUUCAAUAAUGGCCAAUAUGUAUUUACUUUAAAAUAUCUGAUGGAAAAAUAAAAAUUCUGACUGUGACUUUAUGAACUAUCUGAAAGGUUACUUCCUUCUUAAUGAAAUCCAUAUUCAGUGAAACUUUUCAAGAGAUAAAAGUGACUAUUGAAAUAAGGCAAUUACACUUCCUAAUCUGUAUUUAUUUUGGAAUUUAAGAAAACAUUGUAAAAUUUGAAGAAGCCCAUAAGUUGGCUGUACAAAUAUGUCCGCAUAUGUAGAACUGUGAAUUUAUAAAAAUAAUUCUCAAUAUUUACUGUGGAUUAUUCAAAUAUUUUGUGCCUCUUCUGAUGCUUAAAUCUAUUGGUUUCUGUAAAAGAUGGCAAAUUGUAUUAGUUUUUCCAACCAGAUACUUUUUCAGCCAUGUUUUAAAGUUUCUCUGUGAGGAUAAGUCCCACUAUAACAAAAGGAAGGAUUUUUUUUUUUUUGACUUUUACCAGAAUAAUUAAAGCAGAAAUUUUGCAGAUUAUAUUAAAUAAUUUUUCUGUGAAAUACUGGCGAUUUUUUAAAUAUAUUGCCUCUUUGGACACAAUUAGUCACUGAAAAUGCAUCUUCAAAAUCAGUUUUAGUUGUGUAGCAUGUAUAUGUAUAUUUCAAAACUUCAAAACACAACUUAUAUGAGUAGUUAAUGAGUAGUUGCAUUCAAAUAAUUUUUUUUUUUUAGUAUUAUGCUAUCUAAGGAGAGACAAGAGUGCAUCAACUCUGAAGUGCUAAGCUUUAACAUAUGUCUAAUUUUUAUUCUUAAAAAUAUUGUCUGUUACAGUUCAAAUGCAGCUCUGUAUGUGAAAAACAGUUUGCUGACCAUCUCAAGAAUAGUUGUAAUUCUGUUAGAGUGGUAUAAAUCAGGGCUGUAAAAUAUUCAACACUCUACAUUUAAAUUUUUUUUUAAAUUUUAGUCAAAGAGUGUCUUUUAUGUGACAAUUGAUUGAACCUCAUUGACUUUUAAAAUGGCAGAGGAAUGCCUGUUUGUUUGGGUUUCAGCAUCUUCCCCUUCACCUUCCCCUUUCUCUUUCCUUCCUGUUUCCCUUUUCCUUCCCACAUCUAACAUGAAAUUUUGUCAAUACACAUUUGUUGCUGUGACAGAAAACCUAAUUAACAUAUAAUAUUUUAGUAGUUCUAUGCUAAUUUCUUCUUUUGUGCUAUAUGCAGCUCUUGGGAGUGUAGCUCUUUGUGCUAUAUGUAGCUCUUGGGAAACAUUAGAGAAAAAUUUCAUACUUUACCGUAAUCUGAUAGACCCUAAUUAACAACAGUUGUCAAAAAUUGAGACAAGCAGCAGAUUCGACACGUUAUAUUUUUUGUUAUCAUUAAAAUGAUGUAUACAUAUGUGAUACAUUUUCAGGAAUGCUAGGAAUGUAUAAUUUGUGCUCAAUACCUGACCUGUGCAUUUAAAUAUAUUAUCACUACUUACAAAAUACAGGAUUGCUUUUGUUCUGUAGAAAUUUUAAUUAAAGUUUAGAUCAUAAAUUAAAUACUUGAAUGUGGGUAAGUUUUUGUUCUAUGAAAGACUAAAGAAGUAUAAGCUGGUUUUCAAUAUGCUGUCCCAUUGGAAAACAUGAUAUGACAUAAAUUUUGGUUUAAACUGUUGCCUUACUUGAAAAGUAUGCAGAGCCACAGAUAUAUGAGAUUUUUUUCAUCAACAGCUGAAUAAGUAUAGUCAUGAAAGGACUCUGUCAAAUGUCUCUCACAAGAAGGGCUUGAUCACUUCUGUGACUUUUGUUACAAAGAUGCUGUGCAUGGGCCUGCACUUUGGAAACAUCUGAAAACAGAAAUUAGUUUGUGCUCCAUCUCUUGGGAGAGGUCAGCCUCUCCUUAGAGCUCUCACCUUGUGGGCUUAACUGAUGUUCUGCCUUGAUUCUUAGGAUGCCAGCAGCCAUUUGGAGAAAUUUGGAGCAGGGAAAAAUGCAGACACAAGUGAGAUAAUGAAUAUCAUCAGCUAGUGAGCUGAUGAAUAUCCUCUUAAUGAUAUUUAACAGAAAUACAAGUUAUUUCCUUUUCUUUGUGGUGCAUGAGUGUAAGGUAGAAAUAAUGUUGCUGUAACUAUUUGUUAUUAGCUGUUGUUUCUAGAUGCCUCAUGUAGGUGCAAUUGCUCUGCUUUCUGUGUGUUGAAGGGUUAUUUUAGAUAUUUAAUGGUAGUUUUUUUCACCUUACCACAGAGAUGUCCAGCUGCUGCACAUCUUCUAGUGCUUUUCUUCUUUAUGAGAAGAUGAAUGAAGGCCCACUAAGAGAAAGGACCUUUGAUGGAGAACUAAAAGCACUAGAAAAACAAUCCAGUGAACCCAUGUUUGAACACAUAAUAUAUGCUUAUGAUCUGAGAUCCUGAAGAGGAUUUUGUUGUUAAAUACAGCAAAGGUGGAUUUUGUGAAAACACUGAGUAAUUUUUUAGUUACAUGUUGGAAAGCUGCCUUGUCUACCCAGUCUCCUUAACUGAGAAGACCUGAGAUGAAAAAAAUGUGUGAAAAGACAGUUCUUCAGAGGCAAUUGUUUCAGUGUAUGCUCUUCCAAGUCUGUGUUUGUCUAUUCUUUAGAAAAAAAAAUAAAAUUAUAAAUUGGGAUUCCUGUAGAUACUCUGGACUGUUGUACUCCUAAACUGAACACUAAGAGGGUUUCUGUGAAAGGUGAUCCAAAAAAAACUACAUGUGGAGCUGGGAGAACAGAAGGGUCAAAAUUAUGUGUCUGGCCAGCCAAGAAAGAAAAGCAACCUUGGUUUGACCACCAACACUCAGGCAUGUUUGUAGGACUGAGAGAUGUGACCUGGGAAUUUAAUAAUACGUGGAAAAAUUGGUUUGUGCAAAGUAAUAUGCUCAUUCUCCUCCUCUGUAGAAUACUUCCUUUCUACAUUGUAGCCCCUUUAACUGUGUCAUUCAGCAGGGAAGUGAUAUAUUAAAUGGUCUGUGGUGCAUUCUGUGAAACUUCACACUGUGAAACUUCCUGCCUUGGGUGGUUGUAGCUUUACCCACUGUUACUUAUAUAAUUUAUUAAGAAACCCUCAAAGUUGACUAAUCCUUGUUACUGCAAGCUAGUGCUUGGCAAAAGGCCUACAUUUAUGGCACUGGUUAUUUGUGAUGUUCAAAUUAAUGUACAAUCCCUUUUCAUUCAUUUUACUAAGACUUAAAUUCUUGGCCUUCGCAACCUGAUGAGUCAUUAGUAUUCAACAGCUAAUUACAGGUCAUGUUUUAAAAGUAUUUUUUAUAGGAGCAUAAUGUGUGUUACCACAGUGUUACUCCAUAUAGGCUGACAUUGUAUUUAACUUUCACCUAACCUGAAUAAGGUUGUUCCUGGAGUUCCUCAGAGCAUCUUUUUGAGAUGAAUCCAAAUCUCAUGGGUUUUCAGACCCCUCAAAACAUGGGAUCUCAUAUAAGCUGUGAGGAAAGCAUACUGUCAAUUUUCUACCAUUUAGAAAUUUGACAGCUUUUUCCUUUCGUUCCUCUUGUUUGAUGCAAAAAAAUCCUCUUGUUUGAACAAAAAAAAAAAAUCAUCUCAUGAGCAAGGGGCUGUAUAUUUUUAUGCAUCUUGUAUGAAAUUUAGAACAUAAAUCAUUCUGAAAUUUGCAUAUUUUGUUCACCUCUCUUUUUUUUUUUGUGCUAAGGUCUGUCAAUAUACACAAAAGAUCCAAGGGUGGUUGUGACCCACCUCUGAAGCAGAGCAACUGAGUUCAUUUUUAACAGAUUAUUUGGGAUGACUUAAAACAAAUUACUCAAACUUAAAUGGUAUUAAAAUGAACUUUAUUUUGAGAAAUUGCUUUGAAAUCUAACUGGAAAAACUGUAAGUAUUGGAAAAGGGGUCUAUAGCCAUUCUGAAGUUUAUGAUCAUCCUAUUUUUCCUGGAGAGGAAAAUUGCAAAGGCAAAAGGAGAAAUAGAGAGAUUUGAGAAGAGCUUAAAUAGAUGGUUAGAUUAGAUAGAUAGAUAGAUAGAUAGAUAGAUAGAUAGAUAGACAGAUAAUCACUCCCCAUGGCUCCAGUGGUAUGUGUGUGGUUGUGGCCUGUAGUCAUGAUACACAGUCCUGCACUGACAGGAGUAGGGGCCCAUGUAUGCAUGGAAAAUUUGUUUUCUGGUUCUUCCAGUAAGUUCCCCAGUACAUCCUCUGUUAGAAGUUUUAGACAGGGUCAAUCUUCUCUCUUGAAGAUUCUGGAAGUUUGUUGACAUCAAGAAGGUAGGUGAGUGUGUCUGUCUCUCCAGAUGUGCCUGGACAAAGUUUCUGCACAAAGUUUCUGAGUAAAUUUUCUGAGUUUUGCAGUUAUACAGUGGUGGCUCAUGGAGUGGGAAAGAGAUCAGCACAAUAAACCCCCCCUCUGUCUCCAGAUAAAGAUGGUUCUCUUUAGUUUGAAAACAGCUUGAUUAAGGCAAAUUUUAGCCCCAGCAUCCAAGUGGUUCACUACAGAAUGUUUGAGAUGUUUCUUUAAAUGUUAGUCUUUAUGUUUGUCUUUAACCCCUUCAGUGUGCAUAUGAAUCUCUGGUCAUAAUAGUUUCUGGCACAGCCAUGAGCUUUGUGAUACAGCUGAUAUCACAUAUGAAAAAUACUUUGGCUUUACUUCUGACAGGUUAAGAAAAGUACUAUUUAUGCUGAUUCUGUCCAGGUGUAACUUAAAGACUAAUGGUGAUCUCCAGUUUCUCUUGCAUCACUGCUGGCACUGUUGAGCUGCUGGAGAGGCCACUCAGGCAACUUGCUUUGUCUUAAUAUAGCCAGGGAGCUUAUGUCAGUAAUCUGUCAAAUCUAACUUUAAAAAAAGAGAAGGAAGAUACAUAAGAUAAUCUUUUAGUAUUAAUAUAUAUAUAUUUUGAAGCAGAAAAAUAAUUGCAAAUUUUUAAUGCUUUAAGAUGCUCAAAAUUAAAACUUAGGAUAAUGCAUUCAAGUUGUCAAAGUAUGCAUGUAAAGAAACAGACAGGUUGGUUAUGUGGUGUGAAUUUCUGAAUGUGAAAAAACCUCUAUUCAGCACACAAAUGAAAUCCUUCACCCAUGAGGCCAGAAUGGGAAAGAUAUCCACAAAUAUAUCAAAGGGGAGAAGAGGUGUUAAAGUGAAGUUUAAAAAUAUAGUGAUAAUGAGAGACUGUCAUUUUCUGAGAUGGGAGUGAUUCUUAUCACAACAGGUCAGGGGUUAUGUGCAGUCAGAAAACCCAGAUUGUAGCUGGAAGUCAUGAGAAGGUAAUUGAAAAUUGCAUCCUGAAUUGAGAAGUGGUAGUCUGCCUUUGUGCAUGCAGAAAUUUGCUGACAUGCAUGUGGGAAAUUAAGACAGCCAUUAUUGAGACAGCUGGAUUUAGAAACUGCAAGGUUUGUAACUGAAAGAAAGGUAGAAAUUACUUUUUCAGUCAAGGACUGAGUAAUUGUAUUCAUACAUCCUGAAGCAAAAGAGAUUGUAAGUAGCGUUAUAAAUAAACUCUUCCCUUUUUUGUGUGGGUAUGGGAAUACAAUGAAGGGUAGGUUGGAAGUUAAUGGGAAGACUGUGCAUAGCUUUAGAUACUGGGAAUUUAAAGGACAAUUGCCACUCUUGCCUGAAGUAAAAAUGCUCUAGGAGAUUUAUCUGAGAGAUAGGAACAGACCAUGGCUUUAAUUCUCUUAGUGGCAACAUUUUCCUUUCUUAAAAAUGGUUUCAGAUAUCUCUCUUGUACACAAAACCUCUUGUAUAAUCUGGUACAAAGCAAUGCAGAGUAGAAUUGUAUUGAUUUUGAUGCCAGUUGGGGCUAGAUAUGGCAAUAUGAUGUACUUUCUUGAGAUUAAUAUAAGAGAACAUUUGUCUCUUUACAGAUCUAAUGAGUAAUCAUCUAUUAAAUUUGCAAGGCUGCAGUUAUCCCUGCUACUUUCACUUCUCAUAAAGGAUGAGUCCUUUUCAGCUUGGCCCGAUCAAUUAAUCCAGUCAAAACAUUCCAGUGUAAGUGCUGGCUAAUUGGGCUACUAGACAACUGCACAGAAAUAGUGAACCAUUAGAAUCAUUUUGGCAUUGUUUAACUUCAUAUAAAAUGUGCUCAUAAAAAUUUGGAGGAGGGUGAAUCUAAGGUAAUGAUUAUGGACAUAAUAAUGAUUGUGGACAGCGUACAUUUUUUCUCCAUUAUCAUCUGGGAGAAUACUUUUAAUGACCAGUGUAACCUAAAUGUCAAAUAAAGAAGAUUUUAAUUUAUCUUAGGUAAAAUUGACAUUUUUUUAAACUUGCUUUGCAGAUGUAAGUAAAAACCCCAAAACAAAAAUAAAUGCCAGAAAGCAGUAAUUCUGGAAAUGUUUAGUUAUCCCAUUUUUUGGCACAGGUUCCUAUACAGCUCAAUGCCCCUAAACCAUUAAUUUCUUCUAUUUGAAUUAUUUGCACUACACAAGCAUGUGCUCUUUCUUGUUUACAAAUGGAGUUGGGCAGGAAAAUAGACUAACAUGCCGUUAUUUCAGCAAUUAAAUUCUUUUCCCUGAGAUAGAGGUCACUAGUAGUUCCCAAGGGUCCUUUGAAUACCAUGUCACUGAACAAUUAAAAAUGUUUCCAUUAAGUGUCUUUCAAAGCAACAGAAUCCUUAAUUGUUGGCAUAAAAUCUUUAUGAUAUCAAUCCUAAAGAGGCAAACCACUUGUUUGCCAAAGGCAUGAUUUUCAGCCAGUUUGCAGAUAUUUGGAAUUUAAACAUCCCUCCAUCUCCCAACAGUGCUAUCCCCUAUCACAAUCCAGAGUAUUUGAUAGAUAUUGGGACUGGAAUUAAUAAUGGAGGUGACUUAUAUAGGUUUGAGAAGGAUACUGCCUCCAUUUCCUUAGAGUCAUCUGUCUAUCUUCUACUCAUUUCAGAACACAUAUAUGUAUCCAAAAGUCUGCAUCUUAGAAGACUGUUCCAAAUCAUGCAACGUUAUUGUGAGGUAACUCUUCUUGUCCUUGUCAAAUGUUUUCUGUGUCUUAAAAUAUGGAUUGUGAUGGAAGGAAAUGGGUUUUUCUGCUUGUACCUAUUCCCUAUUUUAUUUGCAGGCAGAAUGCUCUGUUUGCAGUUUUUUCACUAGUGAAUAGAUUUGCAAGCUCCAGAAGAGACCACAUGGUAGCUGGCUGUUUGGGACAUUCUCCCAUUUUAUAGCCUUGGGAAACUAAAUCCCAAAUCUUCUCAUCAUGAGGUGAAGGCAAUAUAUUAAUUCAAACCAUUUUUUGAUUGGAAAAGGGAUCCUUUUAUAUCCAGCUUUUCUGUUUUCUUCAAUUGUUUUGAAUUAAAAUAUCAAUUUUUUCAUCUUAAACCUUCUUCUUCUGCUAUCAAGAAAGAAGAAAAAGAAAUAGCACCACGCCUCAAACUAUUUUUUUUUUCAUUUUAGCUGGAGAAUUGAAGAAUAGUCCUGGUUACAAUUUCUGCUAUUUUUCUUUUUGUAUUUUUGUAUUUUUGUGUUUUCUUUUUGUGUUUUUGAAUUAUUCCAUUACUUAGUAAAAGAGAAAGUGUGAGGGUUUGUAGACAAAUUUGCAGUGGUUACAGAUGGUAAAUGAAAAACUCUUAUUGCCUGUAGUGAUUGCAGGAGGCUUGAAUUUCUAGUAAUUCAGCAAACGUACAAUAAGUGUGACAUCCACAAGGCAAUCAAGCACAACGGUUUUGGCUGAAUGUACUUAGAGUAACUAAAGCUGGAUUAAAAAGUUAGCUAAACUUUUAAAUCAUUCACUUUAACAAGUGUCACAGUAUUCAGAGGGGCAGAAUGCCAAACCAACAACUGUUAGGUCUCGCACCUGGCAAACAGCAGUUCAUGGCAGAGAAAAUGGUACUGACUGGUUAGACAUUCAGUGCAGUGUGUUUGGCAUUCUUGUCUCCUUAACUUGAUGCCCAUGGCAUAGUGUGAAAACAGAAAGACACAUUUUGCUUUCCUUUGGAGUGGUCAGGGAUGGGCAUGAAUGUGCCUGUAGAACAGUAUAUUUUUAAUGAUAGUCUAUGGCCACCUUCCUAAAUAGUCUAUUUGUUCAACUGAGUGACCUUCUUGUAAUUUGUUUUAUAAACAAGUCCAAUUAAAAUGACAUUAUUUGAAACCAGCUGAAAUAAAAACCCAUUUUAUGUGAAUUAAUUAGCCUUUCUCAAUUUAUUUUACGCCUUUGAAUUGCCCCCUGGAUUCCUUUAGGAAAACUACAGGAGAUAUCAGCCAGCUUCAACUGUUCAAAAAUUAAUUUCUACAAUGACUAGUAUAUAUUAGAUAUGAGAAAACAGAUAUGGAGAAAUUUAGUGACUAAUCCAAUUUGCCAAAAUAUAUAUCAAGGAUUAACUGAUUUCAAGUUCAGAAUUGUAGGCAAUACUUCUUCAUGUUUUCAAGCAGAGGAAUAAGAGGAUAUAAAUGGACCAAAAAGAGCAUGGAUAUGUUAAUCUGAAUCCUGUGUUUCUUUAGGGCAUGCUGCGACAGAAAAUACAUAUAUAUGAAAGAAUCAACUGUGCCCUGAGCCCUUACAUUUUUUGUGAGAAUGACUGCUUUUAUCACAUGGGGAAAAAUACAUCUCGUAACUAAUAUGGAAAUUACUUAAAAAAAUAAAUUUGCCGAAACCGUAAUCUCCAGUCAUUAGCACUUCAGUUAUUGCCAUCAGAAAAUAAUUUACAGAUCUCCUUGCAGCUGCUCGCAGCUGCUUAUCAAGAGAUUGUUGUGAGACAAAGCUGGGCCAGAAGAGGUUUUUCUCACCAUGCAGACAGUGUAAUUAGUUUAAGAAUAACUUUUCCCUCGUGUAUGUGAAACAAUUCUAUCAGGUAACAGGCCCAGCUACAUAGAUAUCACCAAUAAAUGCACCACCAAAUAGAGCUGGACAGUCAGCGAGGUAAGGUAUCUUGUGGAUGGAAUUGAUCACUAAAAGGUACUAAUCAGUGUAUUAAAGAUAGUUGUAGUAAGUCUUUGUAGAGUUAAAAAAUUAAAUAUUUGCUUUAGUCUGUUUGAUAAUAUUCAAGAAGCUACAGAGGAUUUUUACUGCAUAAUAGUUUAUAUUUUUGUUUUGUGGUAAGGAAAAUAUGUUUUCAUACGCCUUUUACUUCUUUCUGUGUAAUGUAAAAGUGUUGUUAAAGGGAAAAGCUCUUAAACAAGCCAAAUUAUCUGAGUGGAAACAUUUCUGACUUUGAGAUAAGAUUUUUAUUUCUGUAGGCAUUUUAUAUGCAUU
Messenger RNA from Onychostruthus taczanowskii (white-rumped snowfinch), 12664 nucleotides. RefSeq names its product leucine rich repeat containing 2 (gene LRRC2). The record is from RefSeq and is a predicted model, not a curated record. The coding region runs from base 128 to 1438 and encodes 436 amino acids. Lineage: Eukaryota; Metazoa; Chordata; Aves; Passeriformes; Passeridae. The transcript has 9 exons. Gene Ontology annotation, molecular function: protein binding.